This is a messenger RNA of Rhagoletis zephyria (snowberry fruit fly), 474 nucleotides long. RefSeq lists its product as uncharacterized. The record is from RefSeq and is a predicted model, not a curated record. Lineage: Eukaryota; Metazoa; Arthropoda; Insecta; Diptera; Tephritidae.
AUGCCAUCAAUGCUACUGCGCAAGUUGCGAGGGCUCAGCUACAGAGCCCCAUCACCACCUACGAGCACCAAUCUCGCCAAACGACAACCAGCACCAUCCACAGCAGCCGUAAUCAAGCUACCCCAUCCGGCUAUAGUUGCCGCCACCACAGCAGCGCCCAUACAACGGCGUAACACGGGUGCGCAACACCAGCAACCACCAGAGAGCGGUGCAUCAACCGGGGAGCACCCGAACACACCAGCACCCCGCCUAGCAACCCCGACAACAAUCGGCACCAACAACAACCACGGCUGCUACAGCAGCAGCCACAACUACAACACCAACAACCGGGGUAAGCACCCGGGUAACCAGCGCGCCAGAACUCCAGCGACCGGGGUAAGCACAAGAGCGGUAACACCAGCGAACCGCCCAAGGAGCGGCGGCACUAACCGCAAAAGCGGUAACCAGCACCGACAACACCAACAACCGGGGUAA